AUAGACUGCGUUAGUGCGCACGCGCGGUUACGUCUACAAUUUCCUCUUCCCUAGAACUGGUUGUACUGGAGUCCAGUUAUACUAGUUUCUUUGUCACGGACUGUUUUUGUUCUUAAAGAGGAUUUCGAGUGUUUUUAUGAGUAAUCAAAGGCAGCAGAAGCCUACGCUAACAGGCCAGCGUUUCAAAACUCGGAAAAGAGAUGAAAAGGAGAGGUUUGACCCUUCCCAGUUUCAGGAAAGCAUCGUACAGGGUCUGAACCAAACUGGCACUGAUUUGGAAGCUGUCGCAAAGUUCCUUGAUGCCUCUGGUGCAAAGCUUGACUACCGACGCUAUGCCGAGACUUUGUUCGACAUCCUGGUGGCUGGUGGAAUGCUGGCCCCCGGGGGUACGCUGUCAGAUGACAUGACCUGUACAGAGUUCUGUCUCUUCAAAGCACAAGAGGACAUGGAGACCAUGCAGGCAUAUGCACAGGUCUUUAACAAGCUCAUUAGGCGUUACAAAUACUUGGAGAAGGGAUUUGAAGAGGAGAUCAAAAAGCUGCUGCUGUUUCUCAAGGGCUUCACAGAGUCUGAGCGCAACAAGCUGGCCAUGCUAACAGGGAUUCUGCUGGCCAACGGGAACAUCUCUGCAUCCAUUCUCAGCAGCCUCUUCAAUGAGAAUUUGGUCAAAGAAGGUGUUUCGCCUUGCUUUGCUGUAAAACUCUUCAAAUCCUGGCUUUCUGAAAAGGACAUCAACUCGGUUGCUGCCAGUCUUCGAAAGGUUGGCAUGGACAACAGGCUUAUGGAACUUUUCCCAGCCAACAAGCGGAGUUGCGAGCACUUCUCAAAGUACUUCACAGACGCCGGGCUCAAGGAGAUUUCCGACUUUGCCAGGAACCAGCAGUCCAUAGGUGCCCGCAAAGAGCUGCAGAAAGAGCUUGAGGAUCUGAUGUCACGUGGAGAGCCCCUCAAAGACAUCAUUGCUUACGUCCGAGAGGAAAUCAAGAAGAACAACAUCUCUGAGCAGACGAUGAUCGGACUAAUUUGGUCCAGCGUGAUGAGCUCGGUGGAGUGGAACAAGAAGGAGGAGCUCGUGACGGAACAAGCCAUCAAACACUUAAAGCAAUACAGCCCGCUGCUGAAGGCUUUUACCUCCCAGGGCCUCUCAGAGCUCACGCUGCUGCUGAAGAUCCAGGAGUACUGUUAUGACAACAUCCACUUCAUGAAGGCCUUUCAGAAGAUUGUCGUACUGCUCUACAAGGCCGAUGUCUUGAGCGAGGAGGCAAUUCUGAAGUGGUACAAUGAAGCCCACCAAGCUAAAGGAAAAAGCGUUUUCCUUGAGCAGAUGAAAAAGUUUGUCGAAUGGCUCAAGAACGCAGAGGAAGAGUCCGAGUCGGAGGAGGAGGAUGCAGACUGAAGACCUCUGCCUAGAAAACCAUCGAAAUUUGUAUUUUUAAUCAGAUGCAGUACAAGAAUUUAUAACAGACGCCUGUUCUCUAGUUCUUUUCUUUUUCUAUUCUCUACCUCUUCAUAUCUAGUUCGACUGUAAUGUAAGGGCUUUAAUGGGGUUGUUUUUUUUUUUGAUGCUCGUAUUCUUCAAACUCCUUCAGGAGCCAAUCAGAGUGCCACAUUUAGCUGAUAGACUGAAACCUCUGUCAUGUGACAAAGCUGAGCGUUUUGGUUUUUUUAAACAUGAUACCCUUUAAAAUUCGACCAUGUGAAGGCGUGUUUCAGUCUUUGUGUUUGAUCGCUCUUAUUCGGUCCUCUGGAGUGAAAACUGUUGAUUUGCGUCUCAGAUAUGUGACAACUUUGGAUUUGUUGCCAAUUUUUAAGAUUCUUUAUCCAUUAUUGUUAAUGGAGCCGUGUCAUUAUAAACAGCAAAUGAACUUUGAUUUUUCCAUACAUCAUGUGUAACAACCACGCUGGCUUUGUAGGGUUUUUCCCCUUUAUCACACAUUUUCAAAUAAAUGGUUUUCAUAACUGCCAUGUGGAGUUAAAGGUGAAUUAAAGGAGCAAUUAGAAGAUGUGUAUGUACACAGAUAAACGUGGAAAAGUAGAAACUGAGCUGUUGUGUUUGAGAUCGCACUACAGUUUUUACUGUUUGAUCUCGGCUGGCCUUAUCUAAUCAUGCAAUCAAGAACGGCUGCCUGCCAUGCGUGACCCGAGCUGCAAACAAAGAUCUCACUUCACUCCUGUCCCACUUUAAAUGGUAAUUAUGGUUCAGUCAAGCAUGUAGGAACGAAAGUGAGAUGGUGAUUCAAGAUAUUAUGAAAAUGGAGGUCCACAUUCAUUAUAAGAGUCAUCUCACAAAGUCUAGAAAGCAGACCGCUUAUUGUAAUGUUAGCACAAGACGAGGAGAGGUCAGGAUGUGUUUGUGUCCAGCUCUUUGUGUUUGAUCUUUAUUUAUUUUAGCUCUAUAAAUGUGGAUUUGUUGGAAGCAGAGCGAUUGUGUCAUCACAUCACAAACGAGCACUCUGGCUCUCACAGCUGAGUUACAAUAAAGCUGCAUAGGAUGAACUA
This is a messenger RNA of Pelmatolapia mariae (spotted tilapia), 2499 nucleotides long. Its product is annotated as eIF5-mimic protein 2-A-like. Gene Ontology annotation, molecular function: protein binding. Gene Ontology annotation, cellular component: membrane; cytoplasm. The record is from RefSeq and is a predicted model, not a curated record. The transcript has 12 exons. NCBI's taxonomy places the organism in Eukaryota, Metazoa, Chordata, Actinopteri, Cichliformes, Cichlidae. Bases 137 to 1396 code for a protein of 419 amino acids.